Molecule: messenger RNA, 2128 nt
Organism: Thrips palmi
Lineage: Eukaryota; Metazoa; Arthropoda; Insecta; Thysanoptera; Thripidae
Product: trichohyalin
Exons: 9
Coding region: 1-1656 (551 amino acids)
Source: RefSeq, a predicted model, not a curated record
AUGAGCGUCAUCCCCCGCGUGCAGCAUGUCUCGCUGGCCGUGCCGGCCGGGCCAGUCCAGCAGGGCCAGGGCGGCCAGGGCAAGACCCGGGUCAUCAAGGCCAUCGUCAUGCCCCGCCAGGAGCUGGACAGGAUCAAGGCGCACUCGCAAUGGCUGGCCGAGCAGGCGCGCGACGCCCAGCAGCGCGCCGCGCAGGUCAGGAGCAUGAAGGAGGCCUCGGAGGGCCUCGUCCGCAACUGGAAGAACACGGUGCUGAAUAAGCAACGAGAGCGCUUGGAACGGCGGCAGAGACGCAUUCAAGACGAGGAGGACCGCAAAAAUUCCAUUUAUCAGGCAUCACUGAGGGAGGCAGCUGAGGAGAGGAAGAAGAAAAUUGAGGAUGUCCGCAGGAUGCUUCUGUUUGAGAAAGAUGACAUCCAUCAAGUUAAUAGUGCCUUUGUGUUCUCUGAGGUAUUGCAUGAACGUUCAAAGCAAGUUGAAUUUAAUGAUUAUCUGAAACAAGUAGAGGAGAAAGCAAAGCAAGCCAAGGCGGACCAAAUCAAGCGAGAUGUAGAGGUAUACCAUGACGAAGAAGAGAAAAGGAAAGAACGAGAACACGCAGCUAAAAUGGAGAGAAAAGCAGAGAAUAUUAAAAUGAUGAAGGAGAAAGCAGAGAGAGAGGCUUUUCUUCUGGCAGGGGAAAAAGCGUAUGAGAAGCAAGACCUUGUAGAAAUGGCAAAAGAAAUAAAGCAGGUCGAAGAAAACAUACAGAGAGAGAUUCAGAGAAAAAAGGCUCAUGUAAAGAAAGACGCUUUGGAGAGCAUGGAAAUGAGUAAAGAGAAAGUAAAAAUGCAAAAACAAGAGGAUGAAGAUGAAGAGAAAGUCAUACAAAUAUAUCUAAGAGUGAAGCAAAGGAUGGAAUGCUUAAGAAAGAAGAGAGAAAUAGAGGCAAGGCAAGCCAAGCAUGAGCAUCAAGAGAAGAUACGUGCUGUCAUAGCAGAAAGCCUCAAAGAGAAAGAAGAUGACAUAGAUGGAAUGAUAGCCAAAGCUUUGAAAGAGAGAGAUGAAAGGGAGGCAGCAAUACUUCAAAAGAAGAAAGACUAUGAGGCCAGAUUAUUAAAAGAAAGAAAAGAUUACCAUGCUGAGGUAGAGGUUCAAAAGAAGAAAGAAGCAGCAGAGGACAAAGAAUUAAGGCAAUGGAUCUUAAUGCAAGGUCUUAAAAGAAAUGAAAUAGACAAAAUGCAUGAAAUUAAGAGGAAAGAAUCAGAAUGGGCAACGAAAAUGGCUGUGCGAGAUGGCUACAACAAGCAGAUAGAGGAGCACAGAGAGAUUAAGAAUAAGCAUUGUAUUCAAGAUCACCAAAGAUAUCAAAAGCUUGUGAGUCUGAUGGAAAAAGAGGACGCAGAUUUCUUUGAUUAUGCAAAUGAAGUCAUGAAUGAAUGUAAAGUUGGAGGACGCCCACUAUACCCCAUACAGAAAACAAUACAUGAAUAUCGUAAAAAGCAUGGCAUAAUAAAUCGUGAGAAAUAUGAAAAGUGGGCUAAGGAAAUGGCAGAACAAGAGAGACGAUACAGAGAAGAGGAUGAAGAUUAUAAUAGGCAACUGUCUAUAAUAGAUGAACCAACACCUACAUGCAAACCACUGUUCCCUCCACUGUUGAAGAAAUGUCCACUGUAACAUUUGAAUACUCAAGGCAAAGUUUAUACUAUGCAAUUCAACUUGACAGUACUUUGUAAUACAAACUAUUUCAAUUGAGGAGAUGAAAAGCGGACAAUAUUUGUUUCAAUAGGUUUAUUAUGUUUGCUUAACAAACAUGACAGCAGCAGAAUUAAAAUAAGUCUAAUAGGAAAUCAAUUAUGAAAUUGCAGAGAUACUUGGGCUCUGAAUGUCACACGUUGGUUUGAUAAGAAACACGAACUGAACAGAAUUGUUUGGAUGAUCAAGUCAUUCAUUGACAGUCACUACAAAAUUAAAGUCACUUGGAAUCUUGCACAUCACUGAGACUGCACCUCGCCACCACAUCUUGGAUCUUCUUUGGAACAUGCUAUUCCAAUUAUGUACAUAACACGGGGUGACAGCAGAAAUUACUGGCGGUCUCCACCUCCAGAGCGGCCUCCACGGCUGCCACCAGCACCACCACCUCCGCUUC